AUCAACGGGGAGGAAGAUCGGUCAUAAAUUUGCAUUUCAAACGCGAAUAAAAACUUAAUCCUUCUCGUGUCAACUACAUAAUUAGAGGAGAAAAAUUUUGAUUUCGAUAGCGCCAUGUCUUCGUUAUCUCCUACCAAUAAGAAGUACACGACUCGUUCGCCAGAGCGCCUCGAGGACUCGGUUUCGUGUCGGCAGACGGAUGUCGUGCUUUCGGCUGUCAAUCAUUCCGCCGCUUCGUCCUCCACUAUCACUUCACACUCUGACCAAUCAUUCUACCAACAAUACACAAUAUUCCAUUCUGAUGAAUCGAAAUUUAAUGUUCCAUCGAUAGAAGACACGAUAACUUUUCCACGAUACACUCGUAGAUUAAACACCGGACAAAUAUUCGUAUGUUUGAAGUACUCGAAGAACGAAACGGAAUAAAAUUACACUUGGUCUAAGAUCUUCGAUGGUGGACGACUUUCUUUAUAACA
Apis dorsata (giant honeybee) is the source of this 473-nucleotide messenger RNA. RefSeq lists its product as uncharacterized. Bases 115 to 423 code for a protein of 102 amino acids. The transcript has 2 exons. The record is from RefSeq and is a predicted model, not a curated record. Lineage: Eukaryota; Metazoa; Arthropoda; Insecta; Hymenoptera; Apidae.